This is a messenger RNA of Botrytis fragariae, 429 nucleotides long. RefSeq names its product putative beta-n- protein. The transcript has 3 exons. The record is from RefSeq and is a predicted model, not a curated record. Lineage: Eukaryota; Fungi; Ascomycota; Leotiomycetes; Helotiales; Sclerotiniaceae. The coding region runs from base 1 to 429 and encodes 142 amino acids. Gene Ontology annotation, biological process: carbohydrate metabolic process; peptidoglycan turnover. Gene Ontology annotation, molecular function: hydrolase activity, hydrolyzing O-glycosyl compounds.
AUGGACUACGCGCCCAUUGCGAACAGAUAUCUGGAACCGAAGACUUCAAUGGUUGAAGUGAGAUCAUUCUCGGGUGACUCAGAGGCAUAUCUCCCUGGUCAUGACAAUACGGCGGAUGACUCUCAAUAUGGAACUCCAGUUGUCGUUAAGACCAAGAAUGAAUUGGAAGCUUACGAGCUGGUUCCAUUCCGGCAAGCCAUGAAAGCUGGCCAAGAUGCUGUUAUGGCGGCUGAUAUAUCUCUAACCCGGUUAGAUAACACUUUUUAUAUAGUCGUCGACGACUUGCCCGCCAAUUUGAGUCCGAAUCUAAUAAGAAAUUCACGCGAAGAGAUGAAGUAUGGGAUUGACAAGAAAGAAGCAGUUAUGGCUUUGAAGGUCAUUGCUACAGAUAUGAUCACGAAUAUCAAUACUCAAAGCCCAUACAUCUAG